Phasianus colchicus (ring-necked pheasant) is the source of this 1229-nucleotide messenger RNA. NCBI's taxonomy places the organism in Eukaryota, Metazoa, Chordata, Aves, Galliformes, Phasianidae. The record is from RefSeq and is a predicted model, not a curated record.
UCCUCUAUUUUGACCACUUCAAGUAAUUUUGCAGUAUGUUCAAUCCUCAAUGGGGUUAUGUCAUGUUCUUUUAUUUUAGGUUGUGCUGUGGAUGGCCAUCCAACUCCAAAUAUCACCUGGCUUUACUCUGGAAAGCCUCUCAGUCUGAGGCAUCGCUUCCUAGCAGCAGGACAAAUUCUUCAAAUAUACAACAUCAGUGAUGCUCCUGAAGGAGAAUUCAGCUGCCUUGCUCAGAAUGAGGCUGGUUCACUCUUACAAAAAACUUCCCUGGCAAUACAAGACUACCAGUGGUCAGUGGACAAGCUGAUGGCUUGUUCUGCUUCCUGUGGCCACAAAGGAGUGCAGGUGCCCCAACUGAGGUGCUUACUGAAUGGGACUGAAGUCAAUAUAUCCAACUGCAAAGAGAAGCCCAAGCCAACCCUGCAGCCCAUCGCAUGCAAUAGGAGAGACUGCCCUUCACGGUGGAUGGUAACAUCAUGGUCUCCAUGUACACGGAGCUGCGGUGGAGGAAUCCAAAUGCGACGAGUGACAUGCCAACGACUGACAGCAAAAGGCAGCUCUGUCCCAAUGUCAAAUGAAGCCUGUGCUCAAGCAUCCAAGCGCCCAGUGGACACACAGAACUGUAACAGGCAACCCUGUGUUGAGUGGGUGGCCUCCUCCUGGGGCCAGUGUAAUGGGCCUUGCAUUGGGCCACGACUCGCUGUGCAACACAGACAGAUAUUUUGCCAGACAAAAGAUGGGACUUCUGUGUCAUCUGAUCAGUGCAGUGCCUUACCGAGGCCUUUGAGCACUCAGAACUGCUGGACUGACAUCUGUGGCGUGCAUUGGAGGGUCAGCUUGUGGACAGUGUGUACAGCUACCUGUGGAAACUACGGCUUCCAGUCCCGGCGUGUGGACUGCGUGCACAUCCGUACCAACAAACCUGUGCUCGAGCACUACUGCUCCUGGAGACCACGGCCAGUCAACUGGCAGCGCUGCAACAUCACGCCCUGUGAGAACAUGGAGUGCAGAGACACCACAAGGUACUGUGAGAAAGUGAAGCAGCUCAAACUCUGCCAGCUCAGCCAGUUCAAAUCACGCUGCUGUGGGACUUGCGGAAAAGCCUGAAGGCGAAUGCGAUGAAAAUGGAGGAACAAGGGGAUCUCAGCUUUUGCUUCACUGAGGCAAAGACUUCUACAGAAAAUAUAAAUGGAAUGGAAUUCUUUUUUUUUUUUUCAUUUUAUUUAUUU